Molecule: messenger RNA, 597 nt
Organism: Eremothecium sinecaudum
Lineage: Eukaryota; Fungi; Ascomycota; Saccharomycetes; Saccharomycetales; Saccharomycetaceae
Gene: RAD10
Product: DNA repair protein RAD10
Exons: 1
Coding region: 1-597 (198 amino acids)
Biological process (GO): meiotic mismatch repair; mitotic recombination; UV-damage excision repair
Cellular component (GO): nucleotide-excision repair factor 1 complex; ERCC4-ERCC1 complex; nucleus
Molecular function (GO): single-stranded DNA binding; damaged DNA binding
Source: RefSeq, a predicted model, not a curated record
AUGAGUUCCAAUAAUACGACCUCCUUUGAAAGCAUCCUUGCAAAGGCCAACAAGCGUGAACAGCUUGUCCAAGAUGAUAAUGCUCAAAGCAUGCCUUCCAAACCUGCAGAAGUUAACCAGAAGCAACCCACAAACCGCAAAGAUCAUAAGGUGGUCAAUGCUUUUAAUCAGCAACGCCCACAGGAAAAUAAGGCUCAAGAGCUACCCCAAAAGAGGCCAUAUGAAGGUGCAGGUAGAACAAUUCUUGUAAGUACAACACAGACUGGAAAUCCGCUUCUGCGUUCAUUAACGAAUACAAAUUGGCGAUAUGUCAAGACUUCAGCAACUACUAAGAUACACUAUGACUAUCAGGUUCGGGGUAGGAAUGUUAUAUUCUUAUCUCUGAAGUAUCAUAAGCUGCGUCCUGAAUAUAUUGAUAAAAAAUUACAACCCUUAGCUAGUUCUGGGGGUAAUAUUCUGCUCUGUGUAGUGGAUAUUGAGGAUUCAGAGAAUAUAUUAAAGGAAUUGACGCAGAUGUCUAUGUUCUCUGGUUUUACUUUAUUACUCGCAUUUAGCUUUGAGCAGGCCGCGAAGUACCUUAUGUUUAUGAACAAAUAA